Molecule: messenger RNA, 5353 nt
Organism: Physella acuta
Lineage: Eukaryota; Metazoa; Mollusca; Gastropoda; Physidae
Product: FMRFamide peptide receptor frpr-18
Biological process (GO): G protein-coupled receptor signaling pathway
Cellular component (GO): plasma membrane
Molecular function (GO): G protein-coupled receptor activity
Source: RefSeq, a predicted model, not a curated record
UCGACACAAGGUACCCAUCUUUAGGGGCCCAAGUUCGCUAGGUGUACUAGAUUGUCAGCAGCUGGACACCGUGAGACGGACCUGACCAAAUGUGUUGUGACGCAGGAUACGCCUCAACUGUUUCUAGUGGACCAUAAAAUUAUUGGACUACAAAUUCCGUGGACCGCCCAGUGAGUGAGAGACGGGCAUCACGUGACAUCAGACGGCCAACAUGACGCAACCUGUCACAUGAUGAAUACAACUCUUCUUGUUUUACAGGGCCAACAUAAACCUGUCACAUGAUGAAUACAACUCUUCUUGUUUCACAGGGCCAACAUGACGCAACCUGUCACAUGAUGAAUACAACUCUUCUUGUUUCACAGGGCCAACAUGACGCAACCUGUCACAUGAUGAAUACAACUCUUCUUGUUUCACAGGGCCAACAUGACGCAACCUGUCACAUGAUGAAUACAACUCUUCUUGUUUCACAGGGCCAACAUGACGCAACCUGUCACAUGAUGAAUACAACUCUUCUUGUUUCACAGGGCCAACAUGACGCAACCUGUCACAUGAUGAAUACAACUCUUCUUGUUUCACAGGGCCAACAUGACGCAACCUGUCACAUGACCUGACUUGACUCUCCACACAAGAGAGGUGCUUAAUGGCCAACACCAGAGACAUUACAGAUAACAGCACGAGCUUUAUGGCCAACAGCACCGACCUGAUGGCCAACAGCACCGACCUGAUGGCCAACAGCACGGAGCUUAUGGCCAACAAGAUGGCCAACUAUGUCUUUGAACGCUACACCCCCACAGGCCUGUUGGAGGUGUUCACCCCUGCUGGCCAGAUGGUCGAGAAGUGCCUCAUGCCACUCUUCUACUUCAUCGGAUACAUCGGCAACCCACUGUCUGCUUAUAUCUGGCUCAGCCAGCGCAUGCGCAGAAACAACUCCUCCGCCAUCUACCUGGGCGCCCUGUCCAUCUCGGACUUGAUGUUCCUGAUGCUCCACCUGCUCUACUACCUCCACACUGUGUGGGGCUACGGGAUAUACAACGGUCCGGUCACGUGUGAGCUCUUUAUGGUCCUCUUUUACGCACCCCAGUACCUGUCCUCCCUGUUGGUGCUCGGCUUCACCGCGGAGCGCUACAUCGCCGUCUGCCAUCCCUUCAUGAAGGAAAAGUGGUGCACCGUCUGGCGAGCUGUCGUGAUCGUCCUGUGCCUAGCGGUCUUCAGCUUGUGCGUGGCAUCCGUUCAAGGCUACAUCUGGACGUACAACCUGAAUACAAGCGCGUGCUACUUGCGGGAGGAGGCGCACGACGGCAACUUCUGGAGCGUGUGGGGCUGGUGCACGGAGAUCCCGUUCUUCGUGCUCCUCCCGCUGCUGGUGCUGCUCCUGAACAUGCUGGUGCUGAGGGAGAUCUACAAGAUCUCUCGCAACGAUCUGGUCAAUCGCCAGCAGACUCGCGGGGGCGGGGGCAGCACGGCCUCAACGGUCACGCUCCUGGCCGUCUCAUUCUUCUUCAUCGUCACCCAGCUCAGCGCCACCGUGGCCAACAACCUGCAGCCCCUGUUUCCAACAGGCGACCACAACAUGACGGACGACCAGAUCCGUCAAGACUCCACCUGGAUGAGCUUGUUCCGCUACUUGGAAGUGAAGAGGGUGGUGGAUGCGUUGUGUCUGUCCCACUACGCCUGCUACUUCCUCAUUUACUGCUGCACGGGCAAGCACUUCCGGAAAGAGAUUUAUUUUUUACUGACGCUCCACGGGAGGCUGGCCAACAUGGUGUCGAGGAGGAGAGGCAGGGAGCAGUACUCCAUGGUGUCCACCAACGGCGGUCAGUUGUCCGAGACAUUCACCACCAACUUCUCUACCACAAUGUGAGCUCUGCUGGCCUCAAUGACAUGUAUCAUUGUCAUCAGGAAGACACUACAAAUGUCAAUACGCACACGUGUCACCGUGGAUGUCAUCAGGAUGACACCACAAAUGUUAAUACGCACACGUGUCACCGUGGAUGUCAUCAGGAUGACACCACAAAUGUCAAUACGCACACGUGUCACCGUGGAUGUCAUCAGGAUGACACCACAAAUGUCAAUACGCACACGUGUCACCGUGGAUGUCAUCAGCAUGACACCACAAAUGUCAAUACGCACACGUGUCACUGUGGAUGUCAGCCGGAUGACACCACAAAUGUCAAUACGCACACGUGUCACUGGGGAUGUCAUCAGCAUGACACCACAAAUGUCAAUACGCACACGUGUCACUGGGGAUGUCAUCAGCAUGACACCACAAAUGUCAAUACGCACACGUGUCAUCGUGGAUGUCAUCAGGAUGACACCACAAAUGUCAAUACGCACACGUGUCACUGGGGAUGUCAUCAGCAUGACACCACAAAUGUCAAUACGCACACGUGUCACUGGGGAUGUCAUCAGCAUGACACCACAAAUGUCAAUACGCACACGUGUCAUCGUGGAUGUCAUCAGGAUGACACCACAAAUGUCAAUACGCACACGUGUCACCGUGGAUGUCAUCAGGAUGACAUGGCUGACACUGACAGUCCCAGGGACCGUUAUAUUGGACCCGUAUGUUGUCAGGCUGUUGAUGUGACUAGUGUGACGUCUAAUCUGUGAUAGCCGAACUCUGGGUAUCUACCACAUUUGUCUGGCAGUUCUAGCAGUCUGAUUCUCCUCGUUUGUCAGGGGGUUCCAGCCCAACUUGAGGCGGAUGGUGUGUUGGGUCCAGCUGUAUGCUGCAGGCCACCAUAUUUAAACAUAUGUGGGGGUCAAACGAUGCAUUAAAACAAACUGAGAAUAGCCGACCAAGUUAGAAAUACUUUGUAAAUACAUACGCAUUUUUAUUAUUUAUUAAAAUGUCAUCAUAAGUGUUUUCAAAAAAAUUAUUAUUAGUGAUUUUACAAUAAUUAUCAUGAGUGAUUUUAAAAUAUUAAUCAUGAGUGAUUUUAAAAUAUUAAUCAUGAGUGAUUUGAAAAUAUUAAUCAUGAGUGAUUUGAACCGGUGAGACAUACAAACUCCGCGAUAGCCCUAACAGCUUAGACAAGAAGCUUGUGUGUCGUUAGAGUGGGAUACUCGACUGCGCAUGCGCUCUCUCACCAAUCGUGUCUUGCCUCAUUGCGCAUGGGUAAACAAGGGCUGGGAGUGAUUCGAAUUCCAGCGACGAGACGCUGGUUUCCUGUGGACGCCAGUAUCUUGUGAUGGAUCGAUUUUAUCAGUUUCUCAUCACGAAGCUAGACCUAACCACCCCACUUCCACGAAGCUAGACCUAACCACCCCACUUCCACGAGGCUAUUCCCAACCACCCCACUUUCACGAAGCUAGUCCUAACCACCCCACUCUCACGAAGCUAGUCCUAACCACCCCACUCUCACGAAGCUAGUCCUAACCACCCCACUUUCACGAAGCUAGUCCUAACCACCCCACUCUCACGAAGCUAGUCCUAACCACCCCACUCUCACGAAGCUAGUCCUAACCACCCCACUCUCACGAAGCUAGUCCUAACCACCCCACUUUCACGAAGCUAGUCCUAACCACCCCACUCUCACGAAGCUAGUCCUAACCACCCCACUCUCACGAAGCUAGUCCUAACCACCCCACUCUCACGAAGCUAGUCCUAACCACCCCACUCUCACGAAGCUAGUCCUAACCACCCCACUCUCACGAAGCUAGUCCUAACCACCCCACUUCCACGAAGCUAGACCUAACCACCCCUUUCUCACGAAGCUAGACUUAACCACCCCACUUCCACGAAGCUAGACCUAACCACCCCUUUCUCACGAAGCUAGACUUAACCACCCCACUUCCACGAAGCUAGACCUAACCACCCCACUCUCACGAAGCUAGUCCUAACCACCCCACUUCCACGAAGCUAGACCUAACCACCCCUUUCUCACGAAGCUAGACUUAACCACCCCACUUCCACGAAGCUAGACCUAACCACCCCUUUCUCACGAAGCUAGACUUAACCACCCCACUUCCACGAGGCUAGACCUAACCACCCACUUCCACGAGGCUAGUCCUAACCACCCCUUUCUCACGAAGCUAGUCCUAACCACCCCACUCUCACGAAGCUAGUCCUAACCACCCCACUUCCACGAAGUUAGUCCUAACCACCCCACUUCCACGAAGCUAGUCCUAACCACCCCACUUCCACGAGGCUAGUCCUAACCACCCCACUUCCACGAAGCUAGUCCUAACCACCCCACUCUCACGAAGCUAGUCCUAACCACCCCACUCACGAAGCUAGUCCUAACCACCCCACUUUCACGAAGCUAGUCCUAACCACCCCACUUACACGAAGCUAGUCCUAACCACCCCACUUUCACGAAGCUAGUCCUAACCACCCCACUCUCACGAAGCUAGUCCUAACCACCCCACUUCCACGAAGCUAGUCCUAACCACCCCACUCUCACGAAGCUAGUCCUAACCACCCCACUUCCACGAAGCUUCCGGUGCUAUACAUGACCUAUCACACAGAUGCUAUACAUGACCUAUCAGACCGGUGCUAUACAUGACCUAGAUCACACCGGUGCUAUACAUGACCUAUCACACCGGUGCUAUACAUGACCUAUCACACCGGUGCUAUACAUGACCUAUCACACCGCUGCUAUACAUGACCUAUCAGACCGGUGCUAUACAUGACCUAGAUCACACCGGUGCUAUACAUGACCUAUCACACCGGUGCUAUACAUGACCUAUCACACCGGUGCUAUACAUGACCUAUCACACCGGUGCUAUAAAUGACCUAUCACACCGGUGCUAUACAUGACCUAUCAGACCGGUGCUAUACAUGACCUAGAUCCCACCGGUGCUAUACAUGACCUAUCACACCGGUGCUAUACAUGACCUAUCACACCGGUGCUAUACAUGACCUAUCACACCGGUGCUAUACAUGACCUAUCACACCGGUGCUAUACAUGACCUAUCACACCGGUGCUAUACAUGACCUAUCACACCGCUGCUAUACAUGACCUAUCACACCGGUGCUAUACAUGACCUAGAUCACACCGGUGCUAUACAUGACCUAUCACACCGGUGCUAUACAUGACCUAUCACACCGGUGCUAUACAUGACUUACGCCGAUGCUAUACAUGACCUAUCACACCGGUGCUAUACAUGACCUAUCACACCGGUGCUAUACAUGACCUAUCACACCGGUGCUAUACAUGACUUACGCCGAUGCUAUACAUGACCUAUCACACCGGUGCUAUACAUGACCUAUCACACCGGUGCUAUACAUGACCUAUCACACCGAUGCUAUACAUGACUUACGCCGAUGCUAUACAUGACUUAACUGCAAUCGGUGCUACUUUGAUGUUAACUUUGUUUAUAAUUAAUGCAUUUAUUAAAAUUAUUGACUUCU